UAAUCUCCUGAACUGUACUAUAAAAGUUGGUCUGAUUUGCGGCAGAUUUUUAGUUCGCCUAGUGAAUCUAUAAGAGUACGCUAAGCAUAUCUUUUCAAGAAGUAUCUUUUAUCUAAUAACAAAUUAUAGUGCACAGGAAGCCUGGGAAAAUGAGAGUUUUAUUUGUUGUACUUUUGGGCAUUGUGGUUGCACCAUGUUUAGUGCAAGGUGAAUGCUGUGAUUACUCUGGCUACAAGGCGGAUCCUAGCAGCUGUUGCAAAUAUAAAGUUUGUGAUAAUUGUCUUGAGAAAUCCUUGAGUUGUCCCGGUGGUCUUCAUUGGAAUGACAAGGUUAAGGCUUGUGAUUGGCCUGCAAAUGCAGCUUGUGCCACUGGAAGUGACGUAAACGAAGGCUUGGAAGAAGAUCCUGCUCCUGCUCCUGCAGAAACACUGGAAUUAAUUGAAUCCAGAAGCGCAGGAACCGUUUGCGAAUGUGAAGGGGGUGAUUACACAAGUGGCAGUGAAUGUUGUAAAUUCAAGGUUUGCGCAGGUGGACAAUAUGUAGAAAUGAAUUGUCCCGCAGGACUCCAUUGGAAUGAUAAGGUAAAGGCGUGCGAUUGGCCUUGCAAUGCAGAGUGUAAAACCGCUUGAAAAAUAGAAAGAUAACCAUUGGAAAGUGUUAUGCAUUCACUAUUAACCUGAUAACAAGAUGUGAACAAUUAUGUACAUAGAUAAGUAUCUUCAAUUUAUAUCUUAAUCUAUAAAUGUUCAUACAACCCGUAAAAUUAUACUGAAAAUUAUAUGGACCGACA
Hermetia illucens (black soldier fly) is the source of this 790-nucleotide messenger RNA. RefSeq names its product peritrophin-1-like. NCBI's taxonomy places the organism in Eukaryota, Metazoa, Arthropoda, Insecta, Diptera, Stratiomyidae. Gene Ontology annotation, cellular component: extracellular region. Gene Ontology annotation, molecular function: chitin binding. The transcript is spliced from 2 exons. The coding region runs from base 150 to 629 and encodes 159 amino acids. The record is from RefSeq and is a predicted model, not a curated record.